AUGUUUCGAGCUGCCGCAGCUGGUCCCUUUGACGAGGGUGUCGCCAAGGCGACCGAUGAGAACCUGACCUCGGAGGACUGGGGAGCCAUCAUCGAGGUUUGCGAUCGCGUAGGCAGCGACCAGAAUGGACCCAAGGAAGUUGUCCAGGCCAUGAUCAAGCGCUUGGCGCACCGCAACGCCAAUGUGCAGCUUUACACCCUCGAGCUCGCAAACGCCCUCAGCCAGAACUGCGGCAAGAACAUGCACCGCGAGCUGUCCAGCCGAGCCUUCACCGACGCCAUGUUGAAACUGGCAAACGACCGCAAUACCCAUACCCAGGUCAAGGCCAAGAUCCUCGAGCGCAUGAAGGAGUGGUCCGACAUGUUCAGCAAGGACCCCGAUCUCGGCAUCAUGUACGACGCAUAUUUCCGACUCAAGCAGAGCAACCCAACCCUUCAGGCCCCCUCGGCGCCGCAGAAGACGGGCCUGACGGAGGUGGAUCGCCAGAAGGAGGAUGAGGAGCUGCAGAUGGCGUUGAAGCUGUCGCUGCAAGAAGAGGAGAGGAAGAAGGCCCCUGCCGCGUCCAACGCCGCCGCUUCGUCCUCUUCCGCAGCCCCUGGAUCGUCAGCACAGGGUGCCCAGCCGCAGGCUUACUCCACACCCGUGCCCGCAGGCACGACGGCCGCUACGGUUUCGAGAGUGCGAGCACUAUACGAUUUCGUCCCCUCAGAGCCAGGCGAGCUGGAGUUCAAAAAGGGCGAUGUCAUCGCGGUGUUGGAGUCUGUCUACAAGGACUGGUGGCGGGGUUCGCUCAAGGGCAAGACGGGUAUUUUCCCCCUCAACUACGUCGAGAAGCUCACGGACCCGACUCCCGACGAGCUGGCACGUGAGGCCCAGAUGGAAGCCGAGGUGUUUGCGGAGAUCAAGAACGUGGAGAAGCUGCUUACGCUGUUGAGCACGUCAAACACGGCGCCGAGGGAGGAGGACAACGAGGAGAUCUCGAAGCUUUACCACCAGACGCUGGCCAUCAGGCCAAAGCUGAUCAAGCUCAUCGAGAAGUACUCGCAGAAGAAGGACGACUUCACACAGUUGAACGAGAAGUUCAUCAAGGCUCGCCGUGACUACGAGUCGUUGCUGGAGUCUUCCAUGUCACACCCGCCUCAACCAAGUUACCACCAGUAUGCGAUGAGACCGGGCCCUGGUGGGUACCCUGGCGGACCAGGAGCAGGAUAUCCUCCGCAAGGUCCUCCUCAAGGGCAUCCCCAGCAGCAGCAGCAGCAGCCGCCGCCGCAGGAGCAGAGAUAUUACACUCCUGCGCCCCAAGACCAACCCCAAUACCCCCAGUCCACGCCCUCGCCGAACUUCCAGCGUCCGGCCCAGGCCACGCCAGCCCCUUUUUACGUAGCCGGUGCAGAAGUCCCUUCAGCGGGCGGUCCGCCUCACAACCAGCAACAACAGUAUCCCCCGCGUGACCAACGUCAUCCGUCCAGCGGAAAAGCCCAGGUGCCGCCCAUCAACACAUCGCCCACGCCGUCAGCCAACACGUACUCUGCCUAUACCGUGCCCCCUAACCAGAGACCUCAAAGCAACUAUGGCGCCCAGGAGCUGGCGACUUCGGUCUACGACUCGCCCAUUGCCACCCAUAACCCGAGCUCUGCUGCAACGUAUACGUCAUCCGUCUACUCUCAAGAUGACCCGUAUAACAAAAACAGCCCUGCUGUGGGCAACUCGACCGUACCCGCGCCGUCUUCUUUCCAACCGUCGGCACCACCGCCUGGACAGCCGUCUCAACCCCCUCAACAACCACAGCAGUCGCACUACCAAAGCUACCAGCCACCGGGAGCCCAAGGCCAGGAUAACUACAACAACGCUCCGACUCAGGCGCCGCCGCCCGUGCCAACGGGGCCUGCUCCGCCCGUUCCUGGCUCCGGGCGGUCUGAAGUCUUGACACCGCCGCCUCUGCAGCCUGGUGGCGCGGCGUAUGAUGCCAGACAAAGCCUGCCCAGCCAGAGCCCUUCGCAACAGCAGUAUCGGGCGUACGUCCCGCCGGGCGCUGCUGCUGAGGGGCCGAGUGCGCCACCCCCAGCGGAUUACUAUCGACAAAGCGGGGUGUACUAG
This is a messenger RNA of Colletotrichum spaethianum, 2097 nucleotides long. RefSeq names its product class E vacuolar protein-sorting machinery protein hse1. Gene Ontology annotation, molecular function: phosphatidylinositol binding; ubiquitin binding. The record is from RefSeq and is a predicted model, not a curated record. The coding region runs from base 1 to 2097 and encodes 698 amino acids. NCBI's taxonomy places the organism in Eukaryota, Fungi, Ascomycota, Sordariomycetes, Glomerellales, Glomerellaceae. The transcript has 6 exons. Gene Ontology annotation, cellular component: ESCRT-0 complex. Gene Ontology annotation, biological process: protein transport to vacuole involved in ubiquitin-dependent protein catabolic process via the multivesicular body sorting pathway.